AUGAAACUUGAGAAUUUUGUGCAAAUUAUUAAUCUUGGGUUGAAAAUUUUGGCUGCUGUUAGUGAAAUGGUUGCAGGCGAUAUUCUUGAUAGGGCUAUUGAAGCAGAGGACAGGAAGCAUGGAGACUUUCUGAUGCUGGAACACAUUGAGGGGUACCUUGAACUGUCAACCAAGACGAAGUCUUUUUUUACUACAACUGUUGCUUUGUGGGAUGCGGAUUUCUAUGUUAACUAUAG
Ilex paraguariensis (yerba mate) is the source of this 236-nucleotide messenger RNA. The record is from the annotation of a GenBank genome assembly. Lineage: Eukaryota; Viridiplantae; Streptophyta; Magnoliopsida; Aquifoliales; Aquifoliaceae.